Bubalus bubalis (water buffalo) is the source of this 7904-nucleotide messenger RNA. RefSeq names its product ATP binding cassette subfamily C member 9 (gene ABCC9). Bases 784 to 5433 code for a protein of 1549 amino acids. Gene Ontology annotation, molecular function: ABC-type transporter activity; ATP binding; sulfonylurea receptor activity. Gene Ontology annotation, cellular component: membrane. NCBI's taxonomy places the organism in Eukaryota, Metazoa, Chordata, Mammalia, Artiodactyla, Bovidae. The transcript is spliced from 40 exons. Gene Ontology annotation, biological process: transmembrane transport; potassium ion transport. The record is from RefSeq and is a predicted model, not a curated record.
AAGGGUCCCCUUUUGGGAGCGCGGUGCCGGGCACAGAACACCAAGUUACCCUAAUUAUUCAGCUGGAGCCUGCCUCGCAAGGCGAGACAUUCGCACAGCACGAAUCCAGCCCGGCGGCCGGCUACUCCGGGUGAAGUGAGCCCUUCAUUUUCCCGAUCAGCUCAGGAAGCGAAAUAGUGAAACCCCCAAAUCCGCUUCCUCACGUGGUUGCUAAAAGGGCGCGCGCAGAGCCUAGAGGGUGGGGGAAAUUACAAGUGCAAGUGACUUUGGGUAUACUAAGGUUAGUGAUUCCCCCCACACCCGUUAUCUGGGGAUAACGGAAGCGUAGAUUCUAAGUUUCAGUGUCUAAUGAGUUGCGGGGGGCGCACAUCACUCUUAAAGCCCUUGUCAGGCGCGCCCCAAGUUUGUGGCUGGCGCGCGGACGGCUGGGCCGAGCGGGGGUGGGGAGGGUCUCCAGUCCCAGGCAUUGCGCUCGGGGCUUCUGCUCAGUUUCCUGCCUCGGAGUGGCCGCGUCCGCCCCAGCCCAGAGCAGUGUGUGCAAUCCAGAAACUCGAUAGGAGGCAGCAGCUGAUCACCCACCGCCCUAAAAAUAAUCCGCUGGGCGCCCGGCGCGCUUCGGCCAGGGGAAGGAAAGCGCUGGCUUCGGGGAGUUCUGCGUCCGGCUUUGAAAUUUAUACUUAAAGACAGAGUAGGAAGCUGGUGUUUUGAAGGUAAAGCAAGUGCACCAGUGGGGGUUUGAAGCAGCGUCAAGCGAUUACCCAAGAGUGAACUAUAUAAGAAGAAAUGAGCCUUUCAUUCUGCGGUAACAACAUUUCUUCCUAUAAUAUCUAUGAUGGUGUGUUACAAAAUCCCUGCUUUGUGGAUGCCCUUAACCUGGUUCCUCAUGUCUUCCUGCUGUUUAUCACUUUCCCAAUAUUGUUCAUUGGGUGGGGGAGUCAAAGCUCGAAGGUACAAAUUCAUCACAACACAUGGCUUCAUUUUCCUGGACACAACCUGAGAUGGAUCCUUACAUUUGCCCUCCUGUUUGUGCAUGUUUGUGAAAUAGCAGAAGGCAUUGUUUCAGAUUCACGGCGGGAGUCGAGGCAUCUCCACCUCUUCAUGCCUGCGGUGAUGGGAUUUGUUGCUACCACCACAUCCAUAGUAUAUUAUCAUAAUAUUGAAACAUCAAAUUUUCCUAAGUUACUUUUAGCCUUAUUCCUGUAUUGGGUAAUGGCCUUUAUCACAAAAACCAUAAAGCUGGUCAAAUAUUGGCAGUCUGGUUGGGGAAUAUCAGACCUGCGUUUCUGCAUCACAGGCAUAAUGGUCAUUUUGAAUGGACUCUUGAUGGCUGUGGAGAUCAAUGUCAUUCGGGUCAGAAGAUAUGUAUUCUUCGUGAAUCCGCAGAAAGUAAAGCCCCCUGAAGACCUCCAGGAUCUGGGUGUGAGGUUUCUCCAACCGUUCGUGAAUUUAUUGUCAAAAGCAACCUACUGGUGGAUGAACACGCUCAUCAUAUCUGCUCAUAAAAAGCCUAUUGAUCUGAAGGCAAUUGGAAAAUUACCAAUAGCAAUGAGAGCAGUAACAAACUAUGUUUGUUUGAAAGAUGCAUAUGAAGAACAAAAGAAAAAAGUGGCAGAUGACCCAAAUCGGACUCCAUCUAUAUGGCUGGCAAUGUACAGAGCUUUCGGGCGACCAAUUCUACUUAGUAGCACAUUUCGUUAUCUUGCUGACUUACUGGGUUUUGCCGGACCUCUCUGUAUUUCUGGAAUAGUUCAGCGUGUAAAUGACACCCAGAAUGAAACAAAUAACCCAACAGGAGCUUCAGAAACCCUCUCAUCAAAGGAAUUUCUUGAAAAUGCUUAUGUUCUAGCAGUUCUUCUGUUCCUGGCUCUUAUUCUGCAAAGGACAUUUUUGCAGGCUUCCUACUAUGUGACCAUUGAGACUGGCAUUAACCUGCGUGGAGCCUUGCUGGCCAUGAUAUAUAAUAAAAUCCUUCGGCUUUCUACAUCUAAUUUAUCCAUGGGUGAGAUGACCCUGGGUCAGAUCAAUAACCUGGUCGCCAUUGAAACCAAUCAGCUCAUGUGGUUCUUGUUCCUGUGUCCCAAUCUAUGGGCCAUGCCUGUUCAGAUCAUCAUGGGAGUGAUCCUGCUCUACAACUUGCUUGGGUCCAGCGCUCUGGUUGGUGCUGCUGUCAUUGUGCUCCUCGCGCCAAUUCAAUACUUCAUUGCUACAAAGUUGGCAGAAGCUCAGAAGAGCACUCUUGAUUAUUCCACUGAGAGACUGAAGAAAACAAAUGAAAUACUGAAAGGCAUCAAACUUCUAAAGCUGUACGCCUGGGAGCACAUCUUUUGCAAGAGUGUGGAAGAGACAAGAAUGAAAGAACUCUCCAGUCUCAAAACUUUUGCUCUUUAUACAUCACUCUCCAUUUUCAUGAAUGCGGCAAUUCCCAUAGCAGCUGUUCUUGCUACGUUUGUGACCCACGCAUAUGCCAGCGGGAACAACCUCAAACCUGCGGAGGCCUUUGCUUCGCUGUCGCUCUUCCACAUCCUGGUCACCCCUCUCUUCCUGCUCUCCACCGUGGUCAGGUUUGCAGUCAAAGCCAUCGUCAGUGUUCAGAAGCUGAAUGAAUUUCUCCUGAGUGACGAGAUUGGUGAGGACAGCUGGCGAACUGGUGAAGGGUCUCUUCCAUUUGAAUCCUGUAAGAAGCACACUGGAGUCCAGCCAAAAACUAUAAACAGGAAGCAGCCUGGAAGAUAUCACCUGGACAACUACGAGCAAUCAACACGACGUCUGCGUCCCAUGGAGACGGAGGAUAUUGCAAUAAAGGUCACAAAUGGGUACUUUUCAUGGGGCAGUGGUUUAGCAACCUUAUCCAAUAUCGAUAUUCGAAUUCCAACAGGUCAGUUAACCAUGAUUGUGGGCCAAGUGGGAUGUGGGAAGUCCUCUCUUCUCCUUGCCAUCCUCGGAGAGAUGCAGACCUUGGAAGGAAAAGUUCACUGGAGCAAUGUAAAUGAAACUGAACCUUCUUUUGAAGCGACCAGAAGUAGGAACAGGUAUUCUGUGGCUUAUGCAGCUCAAAAGCCUUGGCUAUUAAAUGCUACAGUAGAAGAAAAUAUUACCUUUGGAAGUCCUUUCAACAAGCAGAGGUACAAAGCAGUCACAGACGCCUGUUCUCUUCAACCAGAUAUCGACUUACUACCAUUUGGAGACCAAACUGAAAUUGGAGAGAGGGGCAUCAACCUGAGUGGAGGUCAGAGGCAAAGAAUCUGUGUGGCCCGAGCUCUCUAUCAAAAUACCAACAUUGUCUUCUUGGAUGAUCCAUUUUCUGCCUUGGACAUUCACUUGAGUGAUCACCUAAUGCAGGAAGGAAUUUUGAAAUUUCUCCAAGAUGACAAGAGGACACUUGUUCUUGUGACUCACAAAUUACAAUAUCUAACACAUGCUGACUGGAUCAUAGCCAUGAAAGAUGGAAGUGUUCUAAGAGAAGGGACUUUGAAGGAUAUUCAGACCAAAGAUGUAGAGCUUUAUGAACAUUGGAAAACACUAAUGAAUCGGCAGGAUCAAGAACUGGAAAAGGAUAUGGAAGCUGACCAAACAACUUUAGAGAGGAAAACACUCCGAAGAGCCAUGUAUUCAAGAGAGGCCAAAGCCCAACUGGAGGAUGAAGAUGAAGAGGAAGAAGAGGAGGAAGAUGAGGAUGAUAACAUGUCCACGGUAAUGAGGCUGAGGACUAAAAUGCCAUGGAAGACCUGCUGGCGGUACCUCACUUCUGGAGGAUUCUUCUUGCUCUUCCUGAUGAUUUUCUCUAAGCUUCUGAAACAUUCCGUCAUUGUAGCAAUAGACUACUGGCUGGCCACAUGGACCUCAGAGUAUAGUAUAAACAGUACUGGAAAAGCUGACCAGACCUACUAUGUGGCUGGAUUUAGCAUACUUUGUGGAGCAGGUAUUUUCCUCUGCCUUGUUACAUCUCUCACUGUGGAAUGGAUGGGUCUCACAGCUGCUAAAAAUCUUCACCAUAAUCUCCUUAAUAAGAUAAUUCUUGGACCAAUAAGAUUCUUUGACACCACACCACUGGGACUGAUUCUCAAUCGCUUUUCAGCUGAUACAAAUAUCAUUGAUCAGCAUAUCCCUCCAACUUUGGAAUCUCUAACUCGGUCAACACUGCUCUGCGUGUCUGCAAUUGGCAUGAUUUCUUAUGCUACCCCUGUGUUCCUGGUUGCACUUGUGCCUCUUGGGGUCGCCUUUUAUUUUAUCCAGAAAUACUUCCGAGUGGCCUCUAAGGACCUCCAGGAACUUGAUGACAGUACCCAGCUCCCUCUGCUUUGCCACUUCUCAGAAACUGCUGAAGGACUCACCACCAUUCGGGCAUUUAGGCAUGAGACCAGAUUUAAGCAACGAAUGCUGGAACUGACAGACACUAACAACAUUGCCUACUUAUUCCUCUCAGCUGCCAACAGAUGGCUGGAGGUCAGAACGGAUUAUCUGGGUGCUUGCAUUGUCCUCACUGCAUCUAUUGCAUCCAUUAGUGGGUCUUCCAAUUCUGGAUUGGUGGGCUUAGGUCUUCUGUAUGCACUUACGAUAACCAAUUAUUUGAAUUGGGUCGUGAGGAACUUGGCUGAUGUGGAGGUCCAGAUGGGCGCAGUGAAGAAAGUGAACAGUUUCCUGACUAUGGAGUCUGAGAACUAUGAAGGAACCAUGGAUCCUUCUCAAGUUCCAGAACAUUGGCCUCAGGAAGGGGAGAUCAAGAUUCAUGAUCUGUGUGUCAGAUAUGAAAAUAACCUAAAACCUGUUCUUAAGCAUGUAAAGGCUUACAUCAAACCUGGGCAGAAGGUGGGCAUAUGUGGUCGCACUGGCAGUGGGAAGUCAUCAUUAUCUCUGGCUUUCUUCAGAAUGGUGGAUAUAUUUGAUGGAAAGAUUGUCAUUGAUGGGAUAGACAUUUCCAAACUGCCGCUGCACACACUACGUUCUAGGCUUUCAAUCAUUCUGCAGGAUCCCAUACUCUUCAGCGGUUCUAUUCGAUUUAAUUUAGAUCCGGAAUGCAAAUGCACGGAUGACAGACUCUGGGAAGCUCUUGAAAUUGCUCAGUUGAAGAACAUGGUCAAAUCCCUACCAGGAGGUCUAGAUGCAGUUGUCACUGAAGGUGGGGAGAAUUUUAGUGUUGGACAGAGACAGCUGUUCUGCCUUGCCAGGGCCUUUGUCCGCAAAAGCAGUAUUCUCAUCAUGGAUGAAGCAACGGCUUCCAUCGACAUGGCCACAGAAAACAUUUUGCAGAAAGUGGUCAUGACAGCUUUCGCAGAUCGCACCGUUGUUACCAUAGCUCAUCGGGUUCACACUAUUCUGACGGCAGACCUAGUUAUUGUGAUGAAGCGAGGAAAUAUUUUAGAAUAUGACACUCCAGAAAGCCUCUUGGCCCGGGAAGAUGGAGUAUUCGCUUCUUUUGUUCGUGCAGACAUGUGACGGAAUGUCUUAAAACCAUGCUUGUAUUUAAAAUAAUGCUCUCAUAACCUACUUAAUGGAUCAUCAGCUUGGCCUUUGGAAAGUGGCAUCUUAAACUUUUACACACUUUUGUGAAGUUUGAUUGUUAUGUUGUGGAAUUUGUAAUUAGUAACAAUAUCACUGUACCAGUGAAUAUUGCAUUUUCUAUAUUGACAUUUCUUCUUCCUCCGUUUUGUUUGUUUUGCUUUGUUUCCCAAUCUGUGACUGCUUAUUAUGUUCAUUACUGAUGUUUUUCUAAAGAUUAAGCCACAUUACCUUUAAGAAUAACCUUUAAGUUUGUAUUAAAACAAGUAAGCUACUUUAAGUGGUAAAUCAACCACUCUGCUUAAGCCUGGAAAAUAUCUCUCAAGCAUAGAAGUUACAGUUAGCAUUCAGUAUUAUUUUACUCUUACUUGUAAGAAUAUAUUUCCUUUUUGUUGGUGUUUCUAGAUAUUAUUGGAAGAAAUUAAAAGAAGGACAGGUUUUCUAAUCAGUUAGAAAAUGAAACACUCAAAUUCAUUAUUUACUGUCUGAGAAUAUGUUCUGUAUUCAUUAACAUUAAUAAUACUGAUGUUUCUUAUAAAAGUCUCUUUUUUUUCAUCUGAAUUGUUUCUGGUCACCAAGACUAGAAGUUAUUAUUACAUUUAUAAUAACUCUGUAAAUCUAAAACCUUCAUUAGAAUGAUCAUGAUAAUAAGAGUUUGAAAAUUUGACAAAUUAUACCCAAAGUUCCAUUUUUCCUUGUCUAGUAAGAGGAGAGUUCUUAAGAUAUCGAGCAUAAUGUGCUUUUCCAGACUGAAGUUCAAAAAUAAUAAGGUUCAACCCUUCAGUGACAGGUCACUACAGCUUUCCAUGGUUUAAUUAAUCAUUAGAUGUGUUCUUCCCUGGUGGCUCAGAUGGUAAAAUGUCUGCCUACAAUGCAGGAGACCCGGAUUCAAUCCCUGGGUUGGGAAGAUCUCCUGGAGAAGGAAAUGGCAACCCACUCCAAUACUCUUGCCUGGAAAAUCCCAUGGACGGAGGACCCUGGUAGGCUACAGACCAUGAGAUUGCAGAGUCGGACACGACUGAGUGACUUUCACUUUCACUUUCACUUUAGAUGUGUUUAUGAUCCUCAAGGCCUAAAAUUCCAUAUUAUUCAAGACUGGAGAGCAUAAGCAAGUGGCCUUAUUUUCACAGGAUAUAUCUAUACAAACAUACAUACAUACAUAAACAUAGGUAGACAUACACAUAUAUGUAAAACAUGUGUCUAUUUCUAGGUGGAAGAAUGUAUAUUUCUUUUAAUAUACCCAGUGGUGUCACACAGGUACAUAUUUGCUCCUGCUCUAAUUUUAAUGUACAUGUAAAGAGUGUAUCAAAAUUUUAUUCUGAUUUUAAUGUGCAUAUUCAAGGUGCAUCAAAAUUUAUGGCAUAUUAGUGUCAUGCUUUCUUAAAUGUAAAUGAAUAAAUUGAAAAAAUGCUAAAAGUUACUUUCACUGUCAUGCUAGCAGCCAAAGAUUUAUACUGUAAUUUUGUACCCAUUUGUAUCAAUAUUGAUUUUCAUGUCAAGGUCCAUGUGCAUUGUAAGAUUUUGAAGAAUUAUAACUGAUGGAAAAAGAGAAUGUAAGCUCCCUUUCUAUAGUUCCUGUGUUCAAUUUAUUGUGUAUUCAUGCUUGGAAAAUUCGUAUACUUACUUACGCAGAACUUAUGCCUGGGCCUUCCCCUGAAUUUAGAGUCUUGAUGUUUACCUAAAAUAAGUUUCACAAGGAUGAACAAAAGUGUUCUAUGUUACUUAGUGCAAACCAUCAACUCAUCAUAUACAUAAAACUUCAUUAGGAGAAAAAUCCUCUUAUUCUUCCCUGAAAGUUAAACAGAAUAGAAUCAUGAACUUGAAAAUAUUUUCUAAAUGUUCCACCAAUCUACUCAAAGUGUUUCUGGCAUGCAAAUGCUUUGUAAGGUUGAAUUCACACCAUGCUUUUUACCAAGUUACAUAUUUCAGUGUCACAGAGAAAGGGCUUCCCAGGUGGCAAUAGUGGUAAAGUACCUGCCUAAGCAGGAGACUUAAGAGAUGCGGGUUCGAUCCCUGGGUUGGGAAGAUCCCCUGGAAGAGGGCAUGGCAACCCACUCCAGUAUUCGUACCUGGAGAAUCCUACGGAUAGAGGAGCCUGGUGAGCCAUGAUCCAUCAGGUCACAAAGAGUCCGACACGACUGAAGCUUCUUAGCACCCACACACAUCAAGAGAGAUGAGGAUUUACCCACUGAAAUAAUCCCUCAUGAUAUCUGUAAAUAUUCUACUGCUAUCCAGGCAGUGUCAGCAGAAGCAUAUCUAAUUACACUAAACAGAAAAUCACAUUUACCAUUUUUACAACUAAGUGAUCACUGGUUUCCUCAUAACUUGCAGUCACUUGAGUGUUUAAUUGUUUACAAAACUAAAUUGACUGAAUAAAGUCAAGGAUGAUCUCUUAAAUUGUUUAAUCA